Messenger RNA from Caenorhabditis elegans, 1442 nucleotides. RefSeq names its product Lin-15A/B-like domain-containing protein (gene T25B9.8). The coding region runs from base 38 to 1366 and encodes 442 amino acids. The record is from RefSeq and is marked reviewed. Lineage: Eukaryota; Metazoa; Nematoda; Chromadorea; Rhabditida; Rhabditidae. The transcript has 5 exons.
UUUUUAUGCAAUUAAUUUACCUAAAUAAUAAAACUAAAUGGAGAACAUCAGCAAUGAAGAGAAACAAGCUUAUCAGAAGAAAAUGCUCAACGUGUUGAUGAUUGAUUUUCUGAGAAGUACAAACAUUGAAUUUUCUAUCGUAAAUCAUCCAAAAUUUCGAGCAAUGUUCGAGCUCAUCAGACCGGAUAUUGUUUUGCCUACAACAUCAGACUUAAUUAAAGUGAAUGUCGACAAAUACGAUACAUUCAAACGAUGGGAGCUUAUGAACCCCGAUGAAUACGAAAAUUUAGAAAAACAACGUCACGAAAUGGUUCGUCAAUGGAUGCAAACUGAUAUUCUUGAAUGUCGAGAAUCAAACAACGAAUACAUGCCGAAUAGCCUUUCAAAUUGUUUCCAAUUGAGUCAAACUUCGGUAGGCAGGGAAAGACGAUCUGAUGAACAGUCGGUUUUCCCAAACGAAAUGGAAGAGGAGUCAUCUAUGGAUAAUGAAUUUGACGCGAACAGUGAAAAUUCGAAUGAUAUGGCACAAUCGAGUCCAAAUGUGAACUCACAAGAUAUCAAAUUAGAACCAAUAUCAGAUUACGAUGAUGCCCCCAUUGAAACAAAACCUUCAUUAGAGGAUCUUCAAAUGCAGGAGAAUUCAAAUGCAGGAAAUUCAACCAGCGAGAGUCAAAUUAUGAAUAACCCUGUAACUUCUGACAGUUUUGGAACGGGACCUUCUACUUCAUUGACUAAUUGCAAAUCGGAAUUCGAAUUGUUACUGAAAAAGUAUAAAAUAACAAGAGUGGAAGAGGAAAAGUCACUAAUUGGCUCGAUAGACAACGGAAAAUCAUCACAAAAACGUUCGAAAUCGUCCAUCCAACUCACAACAUUUGAACAUAUUCCUGGAUAUGUCAAAUGGCCGUGUCUGGUGUGUAAUCAACAAAUGGAAAUGACCAAGGUCCGUUCAGUCAAUAAUACAGAUGCCUACAUCAUGAUCUACGUUUGUGUUAUGAAUGAUAAGUACGAUAUGGACAAAGCAAAAGAGUUGGCUCGAAUGCAAAGAUUUAAAUGCUGUGUAUCUCAUUUAGAUGAAUUGUAUGAAAGCGCUCUUCAUUUUUUGGGAGUCGUGGAUCCAGAUAUUGAUAUUCACACGGAUAACGAGAAAAUUGUGCAAGCUUAUCAUGCAGUAAAAGGCAUCAAGGAUUCAAGAUUUGUGCAGAAACUAGUAUUCGAGGGUAGCAGGAAGCAUAUUGUGCCCUUCUGCAAUACAUUGAAGAACUUUUUCCAAAAGUAUGCGCGGAAAAAUUAUAUCCGACAAGCAACACGCAAAAUUUUGCCGACAGAAAUCUACGGUUUUGGUGAAAUUCCCAUUGAAACAAAAUAGGACUUCAAUCGAUAGCUAAUUUUUGAAUAUGUAUUUGAAAAUGCAUGAUUUCUCGGUAAUAAAGAUUUAACAGAAU